Messenger RNA from Closterium sp. NIES-65, 241 nucleotides. The record is from the annotation of a GenBank genome assembly. NCBI's taxonomy places the organism in Eukaryota, Viridiplantae, Streptophyta, Zygnematophyceae, Desmidiales, Closteriaceae.
GGAGCUCUACAUGACGUGGCGAGAUCCCAUUGGCUGGCAGCACUCGGUGUUUCUGAAGGCGCGGGAUGGCAAGGAGCAGCGGCGGGGGGAGAGGGGAUUCAUUGAGCGGAUGGAGAUGGACGGGCGAUCGUUGAACCCUCCCACUGAGGUGGGGCAGGCAGUGCAUGGGAAAGGGUCCUUUCACAUGCUGCUUCUAUCGACCACACCCAUGGGGGAUGGCAGGGACAGGGACACAUACCAU